CCAAACAUCCUGGCAUUAUUACUGAGUUCCAACAGAAGACUCUGCAUUUUGCCAGCGUCUUCACCAAACAGGACUAUGUCAUCUGCGUAUUCUAAGUCGCUUAGUGGUCCACCUGGUAGGAGAUCAAUUCCUGUAAAUUCAGUCGAAGAGAGUGUUGUUUCCAGCAACAGGUCUAUAAUGAAGUUAAACAAAAAUGGGGAUAGUGGACAGCCUUGACGGACACCACUUGAGGUUGUAAAAUCAUAUGACAGUUCGCCAUAAGCUCUCACUCGACUGAUAGUGUUCGAGUAAAGAGCCUUCACAAGGUUUAUGUACUUCUCAGGUACACCUUUCAAUGACAGACACUGCCACAGAACCUCUCGGUCUACAGAGUCAAAUGCUGCUUUCAAGUCAAGAAAAACUACCAUUGUCGGACGCCGAUAAGCGUGUCUGUGCUCUAACACUUGACGAAUGGUGAAUAUGUGGUCGAUACAGCCACGACCAGGUCUGAAGCCAGCCUGAUUUUCUCGUGUUUGCAGUUCACGAGUCUUAGUUAGGCGCCCGAUAAUUAUUGAGGCUAGUAUUUUAGAUGCUAUGUUGGUCAGACUAAUCCCUCUAUGGUUAUCGCAGGAUGAUUUUGACCCCUUUUUAUAUAUUGGGACAAUCAGUGAUUGUGACCAGUCCCCACAGUACAAAUUAACUAAGAACACUUUCUUAGAUCUACUAGAAUCUCAGCUGCUGUGUGACUGAUCUUGCUUUAUAAAUUGUCGAGUUGUAAGUACAAAAACCUAUUCAUUCAGUGUUUACUCAUCAUAAAUUUAUUAUGUGCCCUAACUUUUACAUUUCGUUAGGCCGGUCACUAGGCGUAAUGUACUUUUGUUAAUUUGUGAAGGGUGGAGUUUUAGAUUUCCAUACUUACUUCGGGUGAUUGUUAGUCAAACCAUUUAUGAUCCAUACUAUUGUUUUAAGUAAGAAUUUGAGUAUAUCCAUUCAUUUGUUUAGAUUAUUAUUGUAUCUUAUUUCUCACUUAAUACAGCACCAACGGUUGGCUAGUAUGAUGGUCUUCACACCUAUUAUGCAAACCUACACAAGAUUACAGAGUUUGGAUUUUUUCUCAUCUUUAGGGAUUGAUUAGAUUUUAAAUCUCAAACUACUCCUGUUUCGUUUUUUAGAUACAUUUCACAGUUUCUAAGAAAUGAUUCGUCUAGUUGUCAUUGAUAGACAACUACGUAUCUUGCGUCCAAAUGAAAAUUUUCCAUCAUUUUCAUGCAGUCAAUUACUAUGCAUGUUGGCUAAAUCUGUCAUUGUUAAACUCUGUAACCUUAAAAACCCUGGUUUUAUAUCUGUAUGCGAUACAACAAGCUUGUCUUCUAAAGGAUCUUUUGGUCCAUUUUCUUCCGAUGUAUCUAGCUUACAUAAUGCAAUUGAUCACAUUGAACAGACAGCUAAGGCGUUUUUCCCUAGUGAAUUGACAGCCACAUCAAUUCUUAACAUCUUGAAAGAAGCAUAUCUGUACUAUGGACCAUGGUCGAAUAUCCAAAUUUUAUUAUUUACAGAUGGAGGGUCUUCGUACUUCACUAAUUUCUCUCUCACUUAUCCAGUAGAUUUUCCCAAAAGUCUAAUUAAUGAUACUUCAAUUGUGUUCAUUAGUUUGAGUGAUAAACAGUUAUCUAACGAUCUAAUGGAGUUGUAUAAUCAAUUUCAAUUGAAAUCAAUAAUUUUCGAAGCUAGCAAAUACAUUUCAAGUGCUGAAACAUAUACUGUUGAAUUAUAUAUAGAUAACUUAGCGAAACAUAUUAUUGAACAUUGUCAACUGAAUCAAGUAAUUCCAAAUGUAAUUAUCAAUUGUGGACGUCUUCGAAGUAUGGCAGUUUUAUUACCAUCUCCAGGUGUUCAUUCAUUCACUGGAUUGAAUGAUUUGGCAAAAAAUUCACUAUGUGUGGACAUUUUCGGUUUCCUUAAUCUCAGUGAUUUAAAUAAUCCACCUGUAAAUGGACGUUUUACAGUGGUUAGUCGAACAGAUCCAUCUAAUCCUGAUCUUCUCCACUUACUUUUACGAUCAUUACAAAAUACAAAAACUGUUGCCAUGUGUAAUAUUUAUAUUGUAAUGAAUAAUCAAUCAAUUCAGUCGAAUAAUUCAAGUACAAUUUCAGUGUUAGAUCCACACAAUUCAUCUAAACGUAAUCUUCAACAACAACAACAACAGUCUGGUAAAAAUUCCCCGAAUCAUACUCUUUGGAGUCAUGGUUAUUUGCAUCAUAUUGAUAUGAAACAAUCCAUUUUAAUGUUGUCAGUAUUUGAACGAGAAUGUACUGGUUUACCUUGGCUUGGUAAUUUUAGUCAUUUAGCACCUGUUACAGAUUUUGCCGGUUCUCAACUAUACGAUGAUAAAAAUGAAACUUCACCAUUUCCUGUUCGAACACCGGAUCAUUUAAGUUACAAAAUUGAUGGUUCACGUUAUGUUUCUUGGGCAUCACAGUCAGCAAUGCUUAUGGAUAUUAAUAAAGUGCUUCGAUUAAGUCGGCGUCUACCGGAUAAAUCUGCAUUACUAUAUAAAGAAUUAAAUCGACUUCGUUUAGCAGCAACUAUUUAUGGAUGUCCAGAAUUAUUGGUACAAAUUCAUUCAAUGAUUAUGUCGAUUCAUCAACAGUCAAAUAAUAAUAAUAAUAAUAGUAAUAGUGAUAAUAUUACUAUUCUUACUGAAUCUAAUGAACAAACAAAAUCAUUACAAACUUGUUUAAAUAAUGUAACUGAUAUAUUACUUAAACAAGAAACUUAUACAAAUGAUAUUUUAUCACCGGAUAAAAAAAAACUAUUUUAAAUAAGAAUUAAAUUGUAAUUAUUUUUUUAUUGAUUUAUUUUUGUUUUAAUAAUGAUAUGUAUAUAUAUAUCUUAAUCUUCCUAUUGA
Molecule: messenger RNA, 2887 nt
Organism: Schistosoma rodhaini
Lineage: Eukaryota; Metazoa; Platyhelminthes; Trematoda; Strigeidida; Schistosomatidae
Source: the annotation of a GenBank genome assembly